AUGAGAUUGUGCAGUUGCUGCAGCUCGACCUCAUGGAAGCGCAAGAUGAAGAUCGCAGCAAGCAGCGAGCCAUCAAAUAAACACAACUCUACCUGCCGAUGGGUUUGCCCUCGAAGAAGCAACCUGAGCGUUAAACCCUCUCUAUCAGUAGCAAGCCACGUAAGACGCAAUCUUAGUGCACGGAGUGAGGAUCUCUGCUGCAAGACAGGGACGUCGCCUUUUGGAGCCUCACUUCGGCGACGCCUUGCGUCUUGUGCUUUCCCAAGAGUUCUUCUUACUUUUGGUUUUGGGGAUGCGAUCCUGUUCAACAGAUGUAUAGCGACAUGGAUACCCGUCAGCGUCACUGAUUCCGACCACUCAGAAGUUGAACUACGUCUACGUUAGCGCAGCGAUAGGGCGUAAAGGCUAAAAAUACC
This is a messenger RNA of Amoebophrya sp. A120, 416 nucleotides long. The record is from the annotation of a GenBank genome assembly. Lineage: Eukaryota; Dinophyceae; Syndiniales; Amoebophryaceae.